AUGGCUUGGAUGGAUCGAUUUGACCCUGAGGAUGGUCCAAGGCACAUGGGCAUCCAGGAGCACGUCCUCUACGCGAAUGCCUCAUGUGGGCCUGAAUGUGACUUGCCAACAACACUAUACGAGUUCUCGUCGAGCUUGGGGGUGCAUGGAGGCAGCAGGUGCACCUGUUACCAUGUGGAGCACAGCUUUGCACUGGGAAAGAGCCGGAUUUACAGGAUCGACCAUGGAAAGUUUCACGGAAACCCUCCUGAAAGCUUUAGGCUUGAACUGGAAAGCACGAGCAUGGAGGGGCAAGUCCAGCGAGAUUUGCAAAUCGAGGUCUUCAUCCGUGAGCAGAAAGGCCACAAGCAACUUUACUCGCUCAAGAAUCAUAAGAUCUAUUCUCCGAUUUCCAGCGCUUGGUUUGAUUCCGAGUUCUUCUACAGAACAGAGCCAGCGCGGAGGGAGGGUCAACUGCAGCACCUGGACCUGGUCAUGUGCUUGGCCAACACUCAUGUGGUGCCCAAGUAUGAAGCAGGCACGGCAUUUUCAUUCCCAAUAUUGCCGCCGAGCAGUGGUUGCCUGACGAUAUCUGCAGACACCCAGCUUGACGAUGCCCUCUGCAACGUUGGCAUCAUCAGCUGGCAUACUCGGUGCUUGCGGGAUCAAGCGGCAUGGCCUGCAGUGGGCCUCAGAUCUGUUUCUGGCAGACAGCAGAUAUUGCUGGGAACCCUUUCCGAGAUUCGCCAGCUGUGUCCAGACGAGAUGUUCUCUUUUCCAGAUUUUGCACGUAUGACUGCUUCUGGCUUGGUUGGGCAGGUCUCGUUUCUAUUGCAGCAGGCUGGGAUUUUAGCAUUUUUGGAUGAAGAUGUCGAUGGAGCCACUCGCCUUGCCUGUGUAGUCCUGGACAUAUUCGAUUCUGUACGUCUGGCUGUGCCGAGUCUGUUGCAACAGGCGAAAGAAGUCGCCCAAGAUAUGCUGAGUCGUGAUUCUGGCCAUCUUCCACUGGCCGGAGCUUCCCUUUUCAUGGACGAGUUUGUGAUGGAAACUCUGCAGGUUCACAUGCUCGCCGUCACGAUCGGCAAGCAGCUCGAAGAGGAGACCUACGAAGACAUGCAACGGGUGCGACUACCACUCAUCUUUGGAGACGAGUAUCAGAGAUGGAGCAGCUGGCCUGCAUUGCGGAGUCCUGUGGUCGCACAGAUGGCAGCCAUGCGGCUUUCAUGCUUGGUCCGAGCGGCCCUGAGAGGAGCAGGCACUCGAAAGCUUGAAAUCGCGGAAGUGCGUCGCGUUUUUAAGGAUUUAGCUCCGCUGCGGCGCAUGCGGGACAUCUUCCAGCACUUCCUGCAGAAGGAUCCCUACAACACGUUAGAAUUUCUGGACCUCGAGCUUGACCAGAUGGAUUAUGAUUCGACCGAGGGCAAGCACCAUGGACACUGGCCAAAAUGCAGACAGCGAGACUGUUUACUCGGCAGCGGCGUAGAGCUGGUCUCAAGGAGCCGACAGCUGCUGCUCCCGGUUCCUUCCAGAGCCCAUGGCUUAGCAGCGGGCGAAGAUGAGAUCAAGCUCGCUCUCCGCGUGGACCCGAACCUCGGUGCAGGGUUGGAUCUGGUCCCAAUGCGGUGGGGCAUGCGGGUCGAGACCGUCGAGAAGCAACCUGGUCAAGUAGGCCUGUCACCCGGAGAUAUCAUAACUGCUGUUGAUGGCAUGAUGUUGGGCUUUGCUGACGAGGAUGCAGUGCAGGAGGUCUUCGCCGCCCUCUUCCGUGAUGGUGCAGAGCUCACUAUCAGUUUGCGACGUGUGCAGACAGUGCUGCUGCCUCCUGAAGCCAACACAUGGCCAUCCAGCUUUGAGGAGGACAUCUACAUAAUGUCGGAAGAGUUCGGCAUUGAGGCGACAUUGCUGGGAGCUAGCAUCGCGAUAGUUGGGCCGUCACUGGUGAUAACUGAAGCUAAGGAGGAGCUGCAGCACAUCUUCACUUUCUAUGCAAAUAACCGCCAGAGGAGCGACUCUGUGACUAGAAUGCAAGACCAUGACGAAUCCAUCAUCUGGGAAGACCCAUGGCUCGUCAAGUUUUCCCAGGCUAGCAUAUCCCAAACCUUCCGCAUGGGCAUCGGGGUCGACCAGACGAUUCACGACAUCAUGCUCGAUCGAUCCAGGAAUGACGCCGGAAGAGCUUCCCCCAUUGGAGCUGGUGAGACACACAGACGGCCAGCUCUACUCACUGUCCAACCGAAGACUCUUUGUCUUCCGCGUCCUCAGAA
Symbiodinium sp. CCMP2456 is the source of this 2243-nucleotide messenger RNA. NCBI's taxonomy places the organism in Eukaryota, Dinophyceae, Suessiales, Symbiodiniaceae. The record is from the annotation of a GenBank genome assembly.